Anoplophora glabripennis (Asian longhorned beetle) is the source of this 958-nucleotide messenger RNA. RefSeq names its product myb/SANT-like DNA-binding domain-containing protein 3. The transcript has 4 exons. The record is from RefSeq and is a predicted model, not a curated record. The coding region runs from base 18 to 785 and encodes 255 amino acids. Lineage: Eukaryota; Metazoa; Arthropoda; Insecta; Coleoptera; Cerambycidae.
AAUGUCAACAGAGUAAAAUGGAAAAUAAUGAAAAUAUAAAACGUGCACGCAAUUUCAGCGACUUUGACAAAAACGUUUUGUUCGAAAUUGUGCAAAAUUAUUUGCAUAUUGUUGAAAAUAAAAAAACUGAUGCCUCAAACGUUAAGCUAAAAAAUGAAGCAUGGGCAUCAAUAGCCAGACAAUUUAAUUCUACUUGCCAAAGUGGAAUUAGAACUGAAAAACAGCUGCACGCUUUAUAUGAUGGCAUUAAGAAAAAAGCAAGGAAAAAUAUGUAUCAUGACAAGAAAGAAACAUAUAAAACUGGUGGUGGUUUAUUUACCCCGAAGAGUGAUAAUCUGGACUCAAAAAUUGUUCAAACAUUAGGGGUUCAGUUUCAUUCACUGCCAAAUCCUUUUGAUUCUUCUGCAGAUUAUUUAAACGAAGAAGUUAUGCCUGGUUCGGAAGACAGAAUAAAUCUAGGAACUUGUCAACAAGACUGCAUACAAGUUAACAAAUCAGCAGAAACUAUACAAAUGGACAUAGGAAUAGAGUCACAAAUGAGCGCUGUUAAAUCUAUGGAAGUUAAUACAGGAGAGGAAGAACAAACGGUAAAAGUUAUAGCUGUUGAGGUAGUGGAACCAUCGUCAAUGUUGCAAACGCCAAUGAAGAAACGAAAGAUCCUUGCAUCAGCUGGAAAGUUAUCUGAAAAAAAAGAAUCAUAUUUAAGUACACUUAGUAAAAGAAUAGUAAACAGAAAGAACAGUAAAGAUUAUAAUGAUGAUAAAAUUAGGAAUAAAAAAUUAUAAAUAUUAGACAAAGAAGAGUCAAUAAAAUAUAAAGAGUUAGAAAUGAAAAAUAUGGAGCUACAACAUAUGAGAAGAAAGUAUGAUAUAGAAAUGCAACACAUGCAAGCAAAACAAAAAUUAGAAUUAGAAAUAAUGGGGACUGAGUUAAAUAUAAAAAAAGCUGAAUUAAAAGA